AUGUUGCUUAGCUUUCAAAGCCUUUCAACAGCACAUGAAGAUCCAACUUACAAGGAAGUACAAGUGGGAGUGAUUCUUGACAUGGAAUCAUGGGCAGGGAAGGUCGUUUAUCGUUGCAUCACCAUGGCUAUUUCUGACUUUUACACAGCCAAUCCUCUCUACACAAGGAUUGUUUUUAAGACCAGGGAUACCAAAGGAGAACCACUGCGUGCCUUGUCUAGUGCUCUUGAUCUAUUGGAGAACACUAAAGUGCAAGCCAUAAUAGGUCCUGAAUCAACAGUGGAGGCAAGAUUUCUGGACGUUUUUGAGGACAAGGCUAACAUACCAAUUCUUUCCUUUUCAACAAGUCCCUUUCCAAAUCGUAAUCCUUAUCUUCUUCAAAUUGCACAAGAUGAAAACACUCAGUUCAAAGCCAUUGCUGCGAUGGUUGAUUCAUUUAAAUCCACGGAGGUGAUUGUCAUAUGUGAGGACACUACAAAUGGGAGAGAAAUGACGACUUAUAUGGUUAGUGCGUUUCAAGAAAAAAACAUAUAUGUUAUGUAUGCUAGCUUCAUUUCAGCCUCUUCCAAAAAUGAACAAGUGUGGGAAGAGCUUCGUAAGCUUCAAACUAUGCAGACCAUGGUGUUUGUGGUGCAUGUGUCACCUUCUCUAGCGACCAAUGUUUUCUCUAUGGCAAAAGAGUUAGGCAUGAUGGGCGAAGGAUACAUGUGGAUCGUAACAAGUAAGACUACAAACUACUUGGAAUCCCUGGAUUCUGAAGCAAUUGAAUCAAUGCAAGGGGCUGUGGGUUUCAGAUCUUAUUUUCCUGCAUCAAGGGAACUUCACAAAUUUGUUUCGAAAUGCAGAAAGGAACAUUAUGAUUUGAACCCUUUUAUGGAGUUUAAGGGGGUAGAUCCCAGUGGUAUAUGGGCAUAUGAUGCAGUUUACGCACUAGCCAUGGCUGUUGAAAGGAUACAAACUACAUCACUUUUGGAUGAGUUGUCAAGAGUCAAGUUCCAUGGAUUAGGUGGUCAAUUUAAGCUUAUGAAUGGAAGAAGCAUCUCCAAAGCCAUGGAAGUUGUAAAUGUGAUUGGUAAGGGUGGUAGGAGAGUUGGAUUCUGGAUGAUGGCUACCGGUGGUGGGUUUGUGAAAGAAAUAAAGAAAUCAAAUUCCUCUUCCAAUCAAGGCCUUGAAAUUAUCAUGUGGCCAGGUGGGACUACAAGCAUUAAUCCAAAACGUAGGAUGCUACAAACAAAUGGCAAUAAGAAGCUGAGAAUUCUGUUUCCAGGUGCCAACCUAUUCCCAAAUAUAGCACAAAUAAGUGUUGAUCCCAGAACAAAUCUAUCGUUUGUCAGCGGCUUCACUGGGGAUGUUUUCAAUGCUGCAUUUAACGCCUUAGACUACGGAGUUGAGAUUGAAGUUGUUCCGUUCUCUCAUAAGGAUGGAAGUACUUACAAUGAUGUGAUCCAAAAAAUCUAUCUUAAGGAAUAUGAUGCUGCUAUCGGGGAUUUUACAAUCACUGAAAAUAGAUCUCUCUUUGUCGACUUCACGUUGCCAUUCACUGAUCUUGGAGUUGGCAUAGUAGCCAGAAACACUAAGAACGGCAUGUGGAUCUUCUUAGAUCCUCUUAGUGCAGAUCUUUGGAUCACAAGUGCUUUUUUCUUUCUUUUUUUGGGGUUUGUCAUUUGGUUUAUAGAACAUCGUACAAACAAUGAAUUUCAAGGGGAGAAGCUGCAAAGUAAUCUAUCAAGAUUCGUGGUUACUGUUUGGGUUUUUGUAGUGCUUGUGCUCACGUCAAGUUACACUGCAACAUUGAGUUCACUUUUAACAGUACAACAAAUUGGAAUGAAGGAGAUGUCUAUUGGGCUCCAGGGUCUUUCACCUGUAGGAAUUGUGUAUAACAAAAUGAAUGUUGUUGACGGCUGGUCUGAGAAACUAUAUGCGCCAGAGGACUAUGCUAAAGCAUUAACAACCGGAAGAUUUGAUGCAAUUGUCUCUGAGAUCCUUUACGUCAAAUCAUUACUUGCAAUGUAUUCAGGUGCUGAUUUCUCUUUGAUUGCAACAGCACCCACCACCAACGGCUUCGGCUUUGCGUUCCAGAAAGGUUCACCUUUGGCAAGAGAAAUGUCCACUCAGAUAGCAAAAAUGCGCCAAGACGGGACACUAAAAGCAUUAGAGGAUAAAUGGUUGAAACCUGAAUCUGCAAUGAUGUCAAAGGAUGUUUCUUCCCCUUCACCAAAAAUAUUGAAUUUUUAUGGGCUUCGAGGUCUCUUUUUUAUCAGUGGUGUAUCCAUGGCAUUGGCCCUUUUGUUUUCCAUGAUUGAUCUUGUUCGUGAAAAAUGGCAUAUCAAAGAUAAGAUUAAGAUGUUGAGGUGCGUCUUACAUAGAUCUUCAGAAACACAUGCACAUGAUAAUGAUGUGGAAUCAACGGUUUGA
Lactuca saligna is the source of this 2415-nucleotide messenger RNA. The record is from the annotation of a GenBank genome assembly. Lineage: Eukaryota; Viridiplantae; Streptophyta; Magnoliopsida; Asterales; Asteraceae.